AUGCUUUGCAGCUUAUUCACCUCUCUUCUCGGACUGACUACGGUCUUCGCCAACCAAGUGCUGGUGUACAGGGAUCCUGAGAACGGUAACAUCGCUCAAGGUACUGUCGGCUAUGGCUACAAGCAGAUUUCUGCUACCUACACGGCCGAUAGUACAAGGACUGCUAUUACAUUCUUGACACGGCACGACCCAGCAUUUUUCUACUAUGAUGAUUUUGUCUUCACUGUACAGAAUAGCUCUGUGAAUCUGCUGCAAAACCCUGGGUUUGAGAGCGGUCUUGCUCCCUGGGUUCUCGUAGGCCAACAGGGUCUGAGCGCGGCUGCCCGAGUCCAGUCUGACCGUCCACAUACAGGCAGCUUUGAACUCAAAGAUGGCGCUGUUGGUGGCAUCGACGGUGUCUCGCAGAUCGUUAACACUAUUGUUGGAACAACCUAUGCUUUCUCCUUCUUCGUCGCUGCCGAUGCUGGCACAUUCGCACUCAGUCAAGUCAUCAUCUCUUCUCUUGCACCGCCAACAAUCAUGCGCUCUCCGCUGUCUGAUCCCAGCAACCCAGCCAAUCUGACAGUCACUGGAAGUGCUCCUGGAGGCCAAGUCAUCACAAUUUACAUUAAUGAUGUUCAAGUUGCGACGACCACGACUGGGGUAGCCAACAGCUAUACUGCGUCACUCGACCUGUCCAGUUACAAUGGCGUGUUGUCGAUCACGGCCACGACAACAGCAGGUGGUAUCACUUCUGAUCGGUCAUCCCCUUUGCUGGUACAAUAUCCGCCCCCUCCUCUUCGAUCCAUCACCGGUGUCCUUACCGGCCGCACGCUCACAGACAUCUUCAUUGCUGGAACGACUGAUAUCGGCACUGACCGCCCGCUGACAUACAUCUUCACGGAGAAUGGUAACCAAGUCUUUACUGGUACAACUUUGGUCACUGCAGCAGGGCGAUAUGCAUUCUCGCGCUCUUCAACCAACGCUGGAUCGGUUACGAUUAGUGGCACAGAUGUCGCGGGCAACGCUGUGCAAACAACAGUGUCGUACAACGCUGUCAACGCUAAGUGCAACCGCGACAAUUGUUUGCGCGGUCUCUUUGGCUCCAAUGCUGCCAACAACCAAGCCAACUACAAUGCCUGCUUCACUGCUUUACCAACCAUUACCAUCAGCGCUGGCUCUACCAUUACUGGUGCAGCAGCUUUGCCAACCAAUGCGGGUGUUUGCGACGGCCAGGGUGCAGACAAGCGUCAAUCGCGCUACAUCAGUGCAUGCGCAUGUAUGGGUGUUGUUCCAACCACUACAACCAUUGCUCUUGCUUGA
This is a messenger RNA of Protomyces lactucae-debilis, 1302 nucleotides long. RefSeq lists its product as uncharacterized. The record is from RefSeq and is a predicted model, not a curated record. Bases 1 to 1302 code for a protein of 433 amino acids. The transcript has a single exon. Lineage: Eukaryota; Fungi; Ascomycota; Taphrinomycetes; Taphrinales; Protomycetaceae.